Hydatigera taeniaeformis is the source of this 1989-nucleotide messenger RNA. The record is from the annotation of a GenBank genome assembly. NCBI's taxonomy places the organism in Eukaryota, Metazoa, Platyhelminthes, Cestoda, Cyclophyllidea, Taeniidae.
AUGUCUUCAUUGUCGUACUCUCAACUUAUGUCCAGCAAGCGGAAGCGCGUUCCGGAUGCAGAAGCUGUAACCUCUAAUGGUGAAGGGCAUACUGCCGCAAUGGAAAUAGAACUUAAUGAACACAAGAAGUCAAGAAUGGAUCAGGUAGACACCCCUCCUUCAAAUGUUGUCCACAUUCGAAGUCUUCCUGCAGAUGCUACCGAACAAGACGUUACACUACUGGCGAUUCCCUUCGGCUUUUUGAAGAAUAUGGUGUUGUCAAAGCGAAGUAGUCAGGCUCUUAUCGAAAUGGAACUUCUUGAGAGUGCCAUGGAUAUGGUGGAAUACUAUCAAGAGUUCCCAGCCAUACUGCACGGUCGUCAGCUCGUUCUACAAUUUUCAAAACAUCCACAUUUGGAGUUAAAGGCAGAAAAUGCCAUGGUGAACCAAGCUAUUCAAAGGGCGAAUUCGGUUGUACAGCAGGAUCUUUCUGGAGCUAAUCAAGGGAAUCCGAAUACAGUUCUUCGAAUCAUCAUUGAGGACAUUAUGGACCAGCAAAUCAAUCAUAUUAUCAUUUAUAAAAUCUUCCAUAGGUUUGGGAAGAUCCUCCGUGUUAUUAUUUUUCUAAAGAACGACCAUUAUCAAGGUUUUAUCGAGUUCGAAAAUCACUUGCAAGCUUUUGUGGCCAUGUUGCAUUUAAAUCGUCAAAAUAUCUAUACUGGAUGCUGCCACCUCUCGGUAGAGUUUUCUAAAAAUCGUGGUCCUCUUGAAAUCCGUCAGGAGAGUCAGAAGUGUCGUGAUUACGUUCUUAACCCGUUAACAGAAGAAGAAUUGAUGAGUCUCCGUAGGCUUCCAUCAGCUGGAAUGUCCAACAACAUGUCCCAUAGCGGUGGGCACGGCCAAGGCGGUCAUGCCUUCGGCCCGAAUUCUGCUGUUGCUGCUGCAAUCUCGCAAUUUGCUGGUACGGCGGGUGGUCCGACCAUGCUGCAUCCGCACCAACAGACGCCUACUGCUAUGCCACCCGCCUGGGUAGCUGCAGCGGCCAACAACAACGCCUGUCGAAUGACAGAAUUCACUACCCAACUUAUGGCACUUGCCCAACAAGCCGGCUUGCAACUUACUCCUGCCGCUGCAGCUGCCACCGCUAGCUUUAUGUCGCUUUCGGCGCAGAGCGGUGCAGCAUUUCCUAACACAGCGAACGGAGCAACUAUUAAUCCUACCAUGGCAUCCCUUCUGGCCUUCUCGGCUGCGGCUAAUAAUGCGGCUGCCAACCAGGGUCAGUCUGGCAGUGGCCGUGCUGGAGGCGGAAGCAGUCAGUUUUCAGGUGCAGGGUCGGUUUCACAGUCUGUUACUGCUCUGCAAAAACUCACUGCAGCACAAGCAGCGGCAGCUGCUGCUCAGACAUCCUCCUUGGCGAUCCGUUUGCCUCUCAACAAUAAUGGGAGUACCGUUCUCAUCGUCUCUAACCUCAACGAGGAGCGAGUGUAUCCGGACGCCUUAUUUACCUUAUUUGGCGUUUACGGAGAUGUGGUGCGCGUGAAGAUCAUGUUUAACAAAAAGGAUACCGCUCUCAUUCAGUUCAGUGAUUCCCAGCAGGCCAUACUGGCUAUGCAGUAUUUAAACCAAAAGGUGCUUUGGGGUCAGCCAAUGAAGAUAGCUAUCUCGCGUCACAACUAUGUGCAACUGCCAAAGGAAGAUAAGGACAAUCACCUGACCAAGGACUACUCCAACAAUCUACUUCAUCGGUUCAGAAAGCCUAAUUCGAAAAAUUACCAAAACAUUUAUCCUCCAAGUCAUGUUCUUCAUCUAAGUAACAUCCCCCCAAGUGUUACAGAGGAUGACGUCCGGUCGCUUUUCCACUCGAAGGGCUUUGAUGUGGUGGGGUUCCGUUUUAUGCAAUUUUAUCAGAAACAUCCUGAUCAAGCGAAGGACAAUAAGAUGGCUCUCGUACAGUUAGACAGCGUUGAAAGUGCGAUGGAAGCCCUCAUAGUAAGUCACGUUGGUAUCUGA